AUGCCUCAAUUAGUACCAUUUUACUUUAUGAAUUUAUUAACAGGUGGUGUUUUAGCUAUCUCAUUAGUAUUAUACUUUGUAGCUACUAUUUUAUUACCUAAUAUCUUACGUUUAUUAAUUGCUCGUAAUAUAAUUGUUAAAUUAUAA
Lodderomyces jiufengensis is the source of this 147-nucleotide messenger RNA. The record is from the annotation of a RefSeq genome assembly. Lineage: Eukaryota; Fungi; Ascomycota; Pichiomycetes; Serinales; Debaryomycetaceae.